Homarus americanus (American lobster) is the source of this 7289-nucleotide messenger RNA. It is a transcript of the gene elg1, whose product is annotated as ATPase family AAA domain-containing protein 5-like. Bases 187 to 6252 code for a protein of 2021 amino acids. Lineage: Eukaryota; Metazoa; Arthropoda; Malacostraca; Decapoda; Nephropidae. Gene Ontology annotation, cellular component: nucleus. The transcript is spliced from 15 exons. Gene Ontology annotation, molecular function: DNA binding; ATP hydrolysis activity; DNA clamp unloader activity. The record is from RefSeq and is a predicted model, not a curated record.
GUCACUAAGAAAACACAAGUAACAGCUGUCACGGCAUAAUAGAAACUGCUACUUGGAAUCUUCAGUCUCAAACUCAGAGGCCAAAUAUUAUCCAUAACAAUAGCUUUACUGGUGUUACGGUCAAGGUAGACUUACUAAAGGUAUGUCGAAGAAUCUUGCAGUGAUCAGGGACACUAGACCUUUGCCAUGCACAGCAGUGUAGAUAUUCAGGGUUCACCCCAACGAGCCAAAGGACAAAUGGGUAUUGAAUCCUAUUUUAAGAGUCCCAAGGCAAUGUCUUCAAAGAAUGUUGAAGAGAAGGAUAAUCUGUUGGGCUAUGUUAAAAAAGUACCCGGAAUUCUAGGGAUAAAAACUCAAAUUGAAACGGAACCCCAAGAUAAUCCUGCCUGUGUUGAGACAAGUGAAAUUUUAGCAAAGGCAUCAAUACAUAAGGAAGGUGAAGAUAAUAAAGGAUGUGAUGUAAAUGAAAAUGUUCCUAAAAAUAACAAGAAAAAGAGAAAUGGGAUCCGGAGGAAAAACAGUAAAGGAAAUAAAGGAGAAAAAAUAGAGAAACUUAAUGAUAAUGUAGAGGUGCCAGUUGAUGAUAAUACAGUAGUCCCAGUUGAAAUGUGUGAAGAACAGAAUCCUAGUAUAGAAUCAACAAAUUUAGAAGCAACACAUCCAGAAAUUAAGGAGUCAGAUGUCAGCAAAUUAAAUAAAAUCCAGGAACAAUCACAGCUCGGCAAAACACACUCAGAAACGUCAUUGAACGGUGACUUAAAAUUGCCCGAGUUAAGUAAAAAGGAAAAGAAUAUUUUUGCCUUUAUGAUGGCUAGCAGAGGUAAUCAGAAUGGUCUAGAUGAAAUGACUGACCAGGAAGAGUGUACUAAGAUUAAAAAUCCCACAGCAGAUAAAAUUCCUAUUCAGAGUUCAUGCAAGAAUAAAGAACUUGUUGAAAUUCUUAUUGAAAUUAAUGUAGAUGGGGAUCCAAGUACUGAAGCCAAUGCUUGUGGUCUAAUUGCUGUAUCAGAUGAUGGUGGAGGUGUGAAUAAUGAUGCCCAGGUCUUAAAGGAGUGUAAAAGUUUGUCUCAUGUCAGCGGCAAUGUGUUUGCUUUCAUGAUGGCAAAUCGUCAAAAACAGGAGAAGUUGUUAGCUAAAAACGAAAAUUCCCAGGAGGACUCUGCAGGCCUUGUACCAGACGCACAUCCCAAAGGCCAGGAAAAGGGUAAGCAAAAUGCCCUCGCCGAUCCAGACACCAGCGGUAAAGGCAAAGUGGUAACUCGGAAAAGGAAGCAUAAGAAAGACGAUCUCGAUGAUUCUCUUCGGGAUUUUGAUUUAUCGCCCGAUAAAAGCAUCAAGAAAACGAGGAAACGCUUGAAGAAAUCCAAAAAUGCAUCAGAGCAAACUAUUAAAAAACAAACUGAUCAAGAAAUGUUACACGAUGAACUGGAAACUUCAACUAGGGAAGACACAUCUACAAAUAGCAAUCCGGUGUUGACAGUUCUAGACUCAACAGGUUAUACUGAGAAGACUUACUGUGUGGAUUCAAAUGAGCUGGAAAUAGCACCAUCUUGCAUAUCGGUUUCCUUUGCAGACUAUAUAAAAGAAGCCUCAGAAAGACUCGGAGAUAAUAAUAUGAAAGAUGUAAUAAAUGCAAAAGACAGUGGUAUGGAAAGUGAAACAAGGCAAUUAGUUGCCAAAGAUAUUAACCAUAAACCUGAUAAUAACAUCAUUGAUAAACCUAAAAAGAUGAAGAAAGGGAAAGAUGAGAUAAUUGAUAAUACUGAGAACAUUCAUAUUAAAAAGAAUAAAAAAAAGAAUUUAAGCACAGAUACACAAAAUAUUCCUCAAGGCAACUCGAAAACUCAGGUUGUGGGUAAACGCCAGAGGAGGAAAUUGAGAAAAAGAGUUCAGUGUACACUCGAUUCAGAUGAUGACUUUGAGGUGUCUGAAGUUACGACUGUCUCGUGUGAGAAGAGGAAAGACCGCCGUCGCCAACGCCAUCCACCAGAUACAACAGAAGAAACGGGGAAUUCAUGUACUCUGGAGGGUGUACUUGUAGAGCCCUCCAAGAAGAAUAUUUCAAAUUUCUUUCAAAAGCUAAGCCAGAAGGAGAAGGCAGCUGAAAGACAAAGAAAUAUAUUCACGGUUAAGGCAGAUGUACAUGCCCCUUAUGAUGGACCGAAGGCAAAAGCCACCGUGGAAAGCAAAGGUGUUGAAAGUAGCGACUGUGAUAGGCACCAAUUGAAAACCACAGUCGUCGAUAAAGAAAACGUCAUCGAGAAUUGCACCGAGGGAAGCAAUCGAAGGUUGAGUAAGAGAUUAAAGAAGAAACAAGAGAUAGAAGAUUUAAAUAAGAUUGAAUUACUGGAACAGAUUACCAUCGCAGUCUCGCCAAAGAAGCGUCAAGGCAACUCGCUGACGAUCGACGUUAUCACAGUUACCGAAGAGCAGCAGAAUCAGUCGGGUCAAGAAAGUGGUGCAUCAGGCAGUCGUGGGGAAUCAGACACUGCUGCUUGUAAAGAGAAGAAGAAGAUAAAAAAUGCAUUAGAUACGACUCCAAGGAAAGUGUUGAAGACGUCUCAGGAUCAAAAUGUUAUAAAGGUGAAUAACUCAGAUGUGUCAGAUUCUGGCCUAGUUUCUGAGAACAACGUGAAAAGAAGGUUAAGAUUAAGCUCAUCCAAGAAGCGAGAGAAACUUCUGCACAGCGACAUAAUUACUAAAGUUGAAAACAGUGGAGAAGAAUCAGUUAUGAGGAGAUCCUUGAGGCAAAAGAAACCAAAAUUACUGGGACUAGAGGGAGAGACUUCUUCUAAGACAAGCACCACCAAGAGUCUUAAAACUAGUCAGAUUCAGAUCUCAGACGAGUCAUCGCCAUCAGCGGAAUCUAACUGUGACAUAAGCUCGGGUUCACUUUUGGAAACUGACGUAACAGGAAUCGAGUAUUCUUCACCUGAACUGAAUGAGGGUGAUAAGGAGAACAGUAUCGUGUACACCUCGACUUUCAUCCAUAAAUCUGACAAGCUCCGUUUAAGGAUAAAAAGAAUCAAUACUGGGAAAACUAAAUCCUUGAACGUCAAGCAAAAUAGCCAACUUCAGAAGAAUUCAGCCCAAAAGAAAGCCAAAAAGCUGUUACAAAAGGCCAAGGGACCCAAAAAUAGCCCCAAAACUAAAAAACUUCGUGGGAAAAAGAAAAAAGCUGUCCUGGUGAACGCAGCUGACGGUGCGAGCAAGGAGAACGUCGUACUGGUAAACAUGGCUAUGGUCGAACCUGACUUAGUUGUGGUUGAACACAGUCCACCCAAGAAUACUAAGAAAAAAAAGUCAACCCAGGCAUUGCUUAAGCCACUUAGACUGAGUACAGCCCCAAGUAAACAAAACCUCAAGAAGGGAAAACCUGCUUCCCAAAAUUCAAAGAAGAAAAUAAAAAAAGUAACAGCGACUAAUGAUCGAACUACAAAUAACACCAAGAAAACUAUAAAGGAACAGAAGCACGCAGAAAACAAAAAGAUAAACAAAAACAACAAAAAACAAAUGCCCGCUAAAGAAACAAAACUGGCACCAAUAUUUUGCAAGAAACCUAAGUCACCGCCGUGUAUAGAGGUGGUGAAGGUUGUGUCGCUGUCUCCGGCUAAACUGAAGGCCCGUCGAGACUUCCUAAAAUCUGGCAUCCCUGACGAGCUCAAGAAGCAGGUGUCUACAGAGAGGAGUCAGGAGGAAGAGCUGAAUAACUGGUCACUGUUCCCUAAAGUUAGUCACGUUCAGCAGAAGAGUGAAGAUGAAGCCAUGUGGAGUCUCACCGUCCCAGAGAUUCCUCUACGAGAUGUUGAUUUCGGGGGUCAUGAUCUGGGUGUGAGACUGGACAAACCCAUUUACGAAUAUGGUAUUAUGUCUUUGUUAGAGAAACCCGACUGCAUUUCGCGAACGUUCCGGGUUCACGUGCCAACUCUCGACUUGCCGGAUAUAGUUUCAGUCUUGGCUAUUAUGAAACACGAGAACCCAAAGUUUCCCGUCUAUCGUGUUUUCAAGUCUUACCACAGCAUGAAAAGAGAUGCUGUCGAAUCAUAUAAAAAGGAAUUGGAGAAGGAGGAGAUAAGUUUGGUUGUCUUGGACGAUGACGAAGACAUGAAAGUAAAGAGAAAGCGUAAGAGAAAGGGCAGAAAUUUGGGGCUGAGCAAAAGCAAGCGAUCAAAACUCGGAGGAAAGCGAGCGGUGGCAGAAGUGACAGAGGAAAAACCGACCAUUCCACCGUGGCAAGAGAGAACUCCUCACUCGUGGACCCAAAUAUUUGCUCCUAAAAGUGGCAAACAAGUUAUAGGAAACAGAGGACAUGUGAAGCAGCUCAGGACAUGGCUACAAGAGUGGAAGAGAAAGAGUCAAGUAGAUGCAAAUAAAGAAAAAAAGAAAAAGAAGAAGAUAUCAAGAAAAGGAGACAAUUUUGUGAAAUCUGACGAGUCCAGCAGUUGGGACGAAGAGGAUGACUCCGUAAACACCUACCUUCUCUCUGGACCUCCCGGCAUUGGCAAGACCUCUACAGUGUAUGCCUUAGCUGCUGAACUUGGCUAUAAGGUGCUGGAGGUAAAUGCAUCCUCUCGUAGACCUGGCCGCCAGGUUAUGAGUCAGCUGGCAGAGGCAACACAGUCUCACUCAGUGUCAAGUAGUUCAUCAGCUCACCCUUUGAGUACAGUAGCAUCAAUGUUUGCAGCUAAGAUGUCUGGAUCAACUCUUGGUGCUGUGAAGAAAGCAAUGCCGUCAAGCCUGAAGGAUGCCACUCAAGGAUCUGGGAAAGAUGUAGAGAAGAGGAAGGAUGUCUCUCUUGUCUUGUUUGAGGAUAUCGAUAUCGUGUUUGAGGAGUGGGACGAGGGGUUCAUCUCGGCCGUCAACAGCUUCAUAGCAACGACCAAAAGACCGAUCAUCCUAACAGUUAGUCAUUCAUCACCAGCUGUAUUGUCCAGAAUUAAGGGGAGAUACGAGAAGAUUAAUUUUGUCACCCCACCAGAGGGUAUUAUUGCCCAUCAUUUACAGUUGUUGUGUCUGGCCAAUGGAUAUCACGUGUGUUACAAAGAUCUGGAGAGUCUUGUCCAUAUCAACAAGGGUGACAUCAGACAGUCCUUCCUUGACCUUCAGUUGUUAGCUGUGUCGGGCUCGUCCCAUGACACGUGUCGGUGUGGAACAUCUGAGAUGAUGAAUGUAUCAAGUACUGAAUGUGACAACAUCCUUGAAGGCUCCAAAAGAAAAGAUUUGAGCAUAGUUGAUAUAUUCCCAGAAGCAACAAACAUUGAGCUUCACAAUGUUAGGCUGUUCACAGCCGGGUUUUGUGGCAAGAUUCAAGCUAAGGCAGCCAUAGAUGAUAGGAUCUUUGACCUAAGACAAGUUGGAAGUGACAGUGUGCCAAAGAUAAGAGGAGAUAUAUCAUGGACACAAAUUGCAAACAAUCUUAGCUUUAUUCUUCCAUUUCCUUUGAGAGAGAAGGAGAAAAAAGUACCAGUAUACCCACUCCAGCCUCAUGAUCCCAAGCUGAAAACAACUCCUCUGUGGCAGCGCAACAGUUGGUUGUCUCUACAUGACGAAGAGGAGGAAGAAGAGUUCACUCAACCAGAAACUGUAGAAAAGGAAGAAGAACCCGUAGAAGAAAUUAAAGUACCACCAAUUGUACAAAAUGCAUCUAAGCUUUCCUUGAAUUCAUUGGUUAAUUUAUAUGACACAUUUACUCAGUUAGAUAUUUUAGAGUCUUCUCAACAAUUGAGUCAUAAUAGAACCCAAAUUAAGGAGUGUGGAUGGUGGGUGCAGCAGCCAACUGCAGGGCUCAGUGAAGACCCAAGAAAUCCUCAUCCACAUUGGACAUCCUAUGAUAAUAUAAACAAUAUAACUCAAGAACUGGGACAAAGGGCAUUGAUUCAAUGCAAUGGAGAAAUCAGCUCCAUUCUUACAGCAGUCACUCCAGAAGAUUGGCCACAGCUGUGCUUGAUUAGUGACAGCAAUUGUCGAAUGCCAAGUCUUUUGCCGCAUUUUUCUCCUAACGACAGUGAAAGAAGUAGUCAGUGGGCUGCCAUGGCAAGUAUAGCUGCUAGUUUACCUCCUGUGAACCAGCUAAGUAGAAGUAUAUCCCUAGAUUACUUCCCCACAAUCAGAAGCUUUAUCCGGCACGAUGAACUCGGCGCAGCACUCAGUAAAAGGCGAAGAGGACGGCGGUACUUGGGCCACUUUACACAGCUGGGUUUCGAUGUAUCAGUAAAAGAUAAGCUAAAAAUGGCAAAUGCAAUGAUCACUUAGUAUGGUGUGUGUAAUUAGGUCUAAAUUUUGUGUUUAGUUUAUUUAUAUAUUAUUUAUUACAGAAGAGACUAAAAUAUUAUUUGGAAUUCUAUUUAAAAGAUAAUUUUAUUCAAUGACCAAAUUUGUUUGUUUAGGAAUGUGUGUUAAUAAAGUGACAAAGUGUGUAGAGUAGUAUUAUUUCAUAUUGUGUCUGUCUAUGCAAGUGCGCUGCAAACCUUUUCUUGUUUUGACGAGGUAAACAAAAAUUGUGCUUAACAAGGCACCCAAAGACAGAAUUUUAUGGGCCAAAUCAAAGGAGGCAACACUACACAGUAUGAAGAUCUUUUAACUAACUUAUAAAUAUAUUUUAAGCAUAUCAUUAACUUUCUUACAGACAGUUGAAACAUGGAGGUGCAUAUAUGGUAACUGGCACCCUUCAGUAUCUAACCUGUUAUACCCCACCUCAUCCUCCAACACACACACACUUGCAGAUCUUGUCGUGCGGCUCAAAUCGUGUCUAUCCCGUCAUUCUCUCUAACUGUUGUAAAUUGUGUCAUUUGUUAUAUUUUCCUCUUCCACAACGGUCCUAAGAUAAAAGUGUCAGUUUGGUUUAUGUUCACAAAACAUUAAACCAUUUAUUCCACGAUUAAAAUAAAUGGGGUUUUAUAUUUCGAAUGGUCAUUUUCUUUGUUGUAGUAGAUGGAAUUUUAAGUGUGUGAAGAUUCAGAGGCUUGUGGCUUGUUUAUUACUCAUGCCUUUCUGAGUGGUAUUAUAAUUAUUUUUACUGUUUAAUGAUCAUAUCCCUUAUGGCUAUGUUGUGGAAGGGAGUACCACAGCAGGACAUCUGUACAGCAGUAAGAAUGAAUGAAGGGAGAAACUCGUAUAUACAGUACAGUCUCUCCUCUACUUACGACAACUCGAACAUACGACGGCCACGGUCGUAUAAAAUAUUUUUCAUAUUACGUAUUUUCGAGUCCCGACGUUAGUGAUCGCUCUGUGUACUGACAAAAUUUUCGUUUGUAAUUCCCUUUAAAAUGGCUGGCAAGUGUAAAAGUGAG